Messenger RNA from Rangifer tarandus platyrhynchus (Svalbard reindeer), 1188 nucleotides. The record is from the annotation of a GenBank genome assembly. NCBI's taxonomy places the organism in Eukaryota, Metazoa, Chordata, Mammalia, Artiodactyla, Cervidae.
AUGUGGCUGCGGCGCGUCUCCAGCACGGCGGUGACCGCGCUCCUGCUGGCGCAGACCGGCCUCCUGCUCUUCUUGGUCUCCCGGCCCAGACUGCCGCCCCCGGCGAGCGGCGAGGAGCGCGUGCACGUGCUGGUGUUGUCCUCGUGGCGAUCGGGCUCGUCCUUCGUGGGCCAGCUCUUCAGUCAGCACCCCGACGUCUUCUACCUGAUGGAGCCCGCGUGGCACGUGUGGGCCGCCCUGUCGCAGGGCAGCGCCCUGGCGCUCCACAUGGCGGUGCGCGACCUGGUGCGUUCCGUCUUCCUGUGCGAUAUGGACGUGUUCGACGCCUACCUGCCGUGGAGGCGCAACCUGUCGGACCUCUUCCAGUGGGCGGAGAGCCGGGCGCUGUGCUCGCCGCCCGCCUGCAGCGCCUUCCCGCGCGGUGCCAUCAGCAGCGAGGCGGUGUGCAAGCCGCUAUGCGCGCGGCGGCCCUUCGGCCUGGCGCAGGAGGCCUGCCGCUCCUACAGCCACGUGGUGCUCAAAGAGGUGCGCUUCUUCAACCUGCAGGUGCUCUACCCGCUGCUUAGCGACCCUGCGCUCCGCCUGCGCAUCGUGCACCUGGUGCGCGACCCGCGCGCCGUGCUGCGCUCACGCGAGCAGACAGCCAAGGCACUGGCACGCGACAACGGCAUCGUGCUGGGCACCAACGGCAAGUGGGUGGAGGCCGACCCGGAGCUGCGCGUGGUGCGGGAGGUGUGUCGCAGCCACGUGCGCAUCGCCGAGGCGGCCACGCGCAAGCCGCCGCCCGCCCUGCGCGGCCGCUACCGCCUGGUGCGCUUCGAGGACCUGGCGCGGGCGCCGCUGCCCGAGAUCCGAGAGCUGUACGCCUUCGCGGGCCUGAGCCUCACGCCGCAGCUCGAAGCCUGGAUCCACAACAUCACGCACGGCGUCGGGCCCGGCGCGCGCCGCGAGGCCUUCAAGACCACGUCGAGGGACGCGCUCAACGUCUCGCAGGCUUGGCGCCACGCCCUGCCCUUCUCCAAGAUCCGCCGUGUGCAGGAGCUGUGUGCUGGCGCGCUGCAGCUGCUGGGCUACCGGCCCGUGUUCUCCGAGGACGAGCAGCGCGACCUCAGCCUGGACCUGGUGCUGCCGCGCGGCCCGAGCAGCUUCAGCUGGGCCUCGUCCACUGCCGAGCGCCCCGGGCCGUAG